CUGAGCGCCGAGAGUGCUACAAUGUAACAAAAGCAGCGGGAUGAAACAGUGAAAUAACGCGCGAGUGUAUGAAGCGCUGCGUUCUUCACGCGGGACCUGGUUAAUAACACACACACACACACACACACACACACACUGGUGAGUUUAGUGGUUAAAAGGCUGGUAGUGGCUCGGGCUGUGAGUGACUGAGCUCAGGAGGAGUGCAAGAGAGUAUUAGAGGAGUCUCCGACCGGAGAACCGGAGGACCGGAGCGGGCCGACAUGGACGAGCAGCCGCGCCUGAUGCACGCUCAUACGGCCGUUGGGAUGAGUGGACACCCCGGCCUGUCUCAGCACAUCCAGGACAACACCGGAGCGAACGACGGAGACGGGAGAAAGCAGGACAUUGGAGACAUUUUACAACAGAUCAUGACCAUCACUGACCAGAGUCUGGACGAGGCGCAGGCCAGAAAACAUGCGCUCAACUGCCACCGAAUGAAGCCGGCGCUCUUCAACGUCCUGUGUGAGAUCAAGGAAAAAACAGUGUUGAGUAUCCGUGGCGCGCAGGAGGAGGAGCCUCCCGACGCCCAGCUGAUGCGAUUGGACAACAUGCUCCUGGCGGAGGGCGUGUCCGGGCCGGAGAAAGGCGGCGGAUCCGCGGCGGCGGCGGCAGCGGCAGCGGCUUCGGGAGGAGUCGGGGCCGAUAACUCGGCAGAACACUCCGACUACAGAGCCAAACUCUCCCAGAUCCGCCAGAUCUACCACACCGAGCUGGAGAAAUACGAACAGGUCAGCAAGCCUGCAAAAGCCAACAGCCAAAUUCCCAUGCUGAACAACAUGGCGUGUAACGAGUUCACGACUCAUGUGAUGAACCUGCUGAGGGAACAGUCUCGCACACGGCCCAUCUCGCCCAAAGAGAUCGAGCGCAUGGUGGGCAUCAUCCACCGCAAGUUCAGCUCCAUCCAGAUGCAGCUGAAGCAGAGCACCUGUGAGGCGGUGAUGAUCCUCAGGUCCCGAUUCCUCGACGCCAGGAGGAAAAGACGAAACUUCAACAAACAGGCCACGGAGAUCCUGAAUGAAUAUUUCUACUCCCAUCUCAGUAACCCGUAUCCCAGCGAAGAGGCCAAAGAGGAGCUGGCCAAGAAAUGCUCCAUCACAGUCUCGCAGGUGUCCAACUGGUUCGGAAACAAAAGAAUCCGAUACAAGAAGAACAUCGGAAAGUUCCAGGAAGAAGCCAACAUGUACGCCGCCAGAACGGCUGUGAGCGCAGCGAGUGUGUCCACACACGGCAGUCAGGCCAACUCACCAUCCACCCCGAACUCAGCAGGUUCUGCUGGCUCUUUUAGCAUGUCAAACUCUGGCGAUUUGUUUAUGAGUGUUCAGUCUCUGAACGGGGACUCGUACCAGGGCUCUCAGGUGGGAGCCAAUGUGCAGUCACAGGUGGAUACCCUUCGCCAUGUUAUCAGCCAGACAGGAGGAUACAGUGACGGCCUCGCAGCAAACCAGAUGUACAGUCCGCAGGGCAUCAAUGCGAACGGUGGCUGGCAGGACCCCACCACCCCCUCCUCCGUCACCUCCCCCACAGAAGGACCCGGAAGCGUUCACUCCGACACCUCCAACUGAUCCUCCACACACACACACACGGACUCUCUGCAUCACGCCACACGCUCUUCCCUCCAGUGUGUAAAGGACUUUUGUGAACACAACAGAUCAUCAUCAUCCCUCAUCUUCAUGCUACCUCUCUAAACAUCAGUGUCUGCAAACCAAGACAAUAGACUAGACAGAUCAACCCGUUCCAGAAAUAACUCAAUGCCUUCGUCCUCACAACAAACAUCACGUUAUGUUUGAAACAUUUUGCAAUUUUACCAUAGUGCCAAAAUACUUUUAUACAUCUCUUUAGUAACAUUUACACAACAGAUUUUACAUUAUAAUUAGACGUAUUAUGCUUGAAGAGCAGUUGAUUGGG
Messenger RNA from Rhinichthys klamathensis goyatoka, 1944 nucleotides. RefSeq names its product pre-B-cell leukemia homeobox 1b (gene pbx1b). Bases 261 to 1601 code for a protein of 446 amino acids. Gene Ontology annotation, cellular component: nucleus. Gene Ontology annotation, biological process: eye development; embryonic organ development; neuron development. Gene Ontology annotation, molecular function: RNA polymerase II cis-regulatory region sequence-specific DNA binding; DNA-binding transcription factor activity, RNA polymerase II-specific. Lineage: Eukaryota; Metazoa; Chordata; Actinopteri; Cypriniformes; Leuciscidae. The transcript has 10 exons. The record is from RefSeq and is a predicted model, not a curated record.